AUGGACGCAGUGAGCAGUGUUGACGAGAGCUCAACAAGCACAUGUUCCAUCCACACUCCGGCGAAGCUUCCUCCGGCGACGGCAACAAAGUCUUCAUCCCCGGCGAGUCUAUACAGAAUGGGAAGCGGAUCAAGCGUGGUUUUGGAUUCCGAGAACGGCGUCGAGGCCGAAUCAAGAAAGCUCCCGUCGUCAAGAUUCAAAGGCGUCGUCCCUCAGCCAAACGGAAGAUGGGGAGCUCAGAUUUACGAGAAGCACCAGCGCGUCUGGCUCGGCACUUUCAACGAAGAAGACGAGGCGGCGCGUGCCUACGACGUCGCAGCUCACCGUUUCCGCGGCCGUGACGCCGUCACGAAUUUCGCGACGUUAGGUGACGGAGACGAAGUCGACUUCUUGAACGCGCAUUCGAAAGCUGAGAUCGUCGACAUGUUGAGGAAACACACUUACGAAGAGGAGUUGGAACAGAGGAAACGUAACCUUCACGGUAAGGGAAAUACAAAAGAGACGGCGUUUGCUGCCGUUAGGGUUGGGAAGGGGUUUAAAACGGCGGAGACUCUGUUUGAGAAAACGGUAACGCCGAGUGACGUCGGGAAGCUAAACCGUUUAGUGAUACCGAAACACCAAGCGGAGAGACAUUUUCCGUUACCGUUAGCUGGAGACGUCUCAGUGAGAGGGACGCUGUUAAAUUUCGAGGACGUUAACGGGAAAGUGUGGAGGUUCCGUUACUCGUAUUGGAAUAGUAGUCAAAGCUAUGUGUUGACUAAAGGUUGGAGCAGGUUCGUUAGAGAGAAGAGAUUAUGUGCCGGUGAUUUGAUCAGUUUUAAAAGAUCUAACGGUCAGGAUCAACAGUUGUAUAUCGGGUGGAAGUCGAAAGCCGGGUCGGAUCGGGAUCAGGAUCAGGAUACGGAUCGGGUCGUCGUGAGAUUGUUUGGCGUUGACAUUAGUUCGGUGAAGUCUCGAAAUGAUGUCGUAGAGAAGGAAGAAACGGUGAUGUUGUCUUUAAGGUGUAAUAAAAGGCAACGCCUUGUAACAACAACUUAACAAUUGUUUCUCUUUGUUCUGUUUUUUGUAUUUCCUGGAAAGUGUUACAAAAAAAAGUAUUUCCUGGAAAAAAAACUUUUAUUUUUUCUUCUUAACAAUUUGUUGCCGACAUGAUUUAUGUUGCAAAGUGUAACAAAGUUAAAGUUGGCAGAAUCUUUCCAGCAAAAAAAGAUUACACACGUGAAAAACAUUUUCGAUCAGAUAUAUAUAUCUUAUAUUUU
Eruca vesicaria subsp. sativa (arugula) is the source of this 1259-nucleotide messenger RNA. Lineage: Eukaryota; Viridiplantae; Streptophyta; Magnoliopsida; Brassicales; Brassicaceae. The record is from the annotation of a GenBank genome assembly.